This is a messenger RNA of Prorocentrum cordatum, 225 nucleotides long. The record is from the annotation of a GenBank genome assembly. NCBI's taxonomy places the organism in Eukaryota, Dinophyceae, Prorocentrales, Prorocentraceae.
GCGCAGCGCGCGCAGCGGCGCUCCGAGCAGAUCUGCGACGGGCUGUCGGAGACCUGCAGCCCGAGCUGCUGCGACUGGGUCGGCAGGGUGCCGAGCAUCUACUGCCAGAAGCUGGCGCUGCACCCGUGGGCCUUUGCCCUCUUCUACGCGCUGGUGCUCGUCAUCGCGGUGAGCGUGCUGUGGCGCGAGGUCGAGGUGAACACCCAGAUCGACAGCUUCUACAAG